Argiope bruennichi is the source of this 1053-nucleotide messenger RNA. Its product is annotated as transmembrane protein 65-like. Bases 116 to 769 code for a protein of 217 amino acids. The record is from RefSeq and is a predicted model, not a curated record. The transcript has 7 exons. Lineage: Eukaryota; Metazoa; Arthropoda; Arachnida; Araneae; Araneidae. Gene Ontology annotation, cellular component: mitochondrion.
GUGUUGUUAUGUCAAUGUCAAUAACCGAAUUACCUGCAAAAAUUCCAUUUUCGGUCAUUAGAUGAUUGCAUUUGUCAAAUUCCAUUGUAGAAAAAACAUUCUGAAAUUCAAAUAAAUGGCCAAUACAGCGAGGGCCAGUUUAUUUUCUGCAUAUAAAUUUUCUUUUCACAAAUUUAACCAUGUACAUUUGAAAACAUCGAGUUGUAGCCUGGGUUUCACAGGCUUCAAAAUUAAAGAUAAAUUGCAUUCAAGACAAUUAGCUCAAGAUUUUAUAUUUAGAUUAAAUAACAAAGAAAGGACUAUUCUUUUCGAAGAACUUCAACGUUUUCAAACGCAAGCGGCAGCUAUCAAAGUCGAUGCACCUCCAGAACCUCCAACCAAAGCCCAACUGCAAGCUUUACUUGCACACAGUGCAGUGCCAUUCAUUGGAUUUGGUUUUCUUGACAAUCUUAUUAUGAUUAUAGCUGGUGAUUAUAUUGAUGCUACUAUUGGAAUAACUUUAGGGAUCUCUACUAUGGCAGCUGCUGGUUUGGGAAAUACUCUAUCAGAUGUAGCAGGUAUUGGCUCUGCUUGGUAUGUUGAACGCAUUGCAUUUAGGAUAGGUGUGAAAUCUCCUACACUGACACCUGCACAAACUGCUUUAUCUAGAUCUCGCUGGUGUAUUAAUUUGGGUCGUGCUUUGGGAGUAACCAUAGGGUGCUUGCUUGGUAUGUUCCCAUUGCUCUUCCGAAAAGAAAGAGAAGUUGAAAUUGUAGAAAAAAGCGGUUGAUGAAACUUAACAGUUGAUGUAGACUUGAGCUUUAGAGUCUUUACAUUCUUUGCUGAUAUGUUGCCCCAUCUAAUGCUUGGGAACCAUUUGACUCUCUCACUGUGGGAAUCUUUUUUUAAUCUGAUGCACACGGAUCAAUCCUUCCUCGAAGUGCAAGAAACCUUCCGACAUAUCCGAGAUACUGAAUCUACUUGAAACUUAGAACAAAUGCAGCUCUUUCACAACUACUUUUAAGUUCUGAUUUUAGAAUUUGUAGCUAUCUAAUAAAAGCCUUUUUAUUUUAA